Messenger RNA from Mytilus trossulus (common blue mussel), 830 nucleotides. RefSeq lists its product as uncharacterized. The record is from RefSeq and is a predicted model, not a curated record. Bases 6 to 830 code for a protein of 274 amino acids. The transcript has 4 exons. Lineage: Eukaryota; Metazoa; Mollusca; Bivalvia; Mytilida; Mytilidae.
CAAAGAUGUCUUUUCUGCAAUAUUACAGCUUUAUUAUAAAUAUAAUUAGACUUAUUGGAACAAAUACCGAAGUUACAUUAGAAAUUGCAACAGAUGUGGUGUUGCUUGGAAAGAAUAUUGUGUUGACAUGUACAGUCCAUGGGAAAGAAAACAUCAACAGACAAACAACAAGACAAUGGUCAAUGGGAAACGAUGACGAACUUUUAUGCUACAAUGGCCGUAUAAAUAAUCGUAGAAAGUACAAAGAAAAUGUUCUUAAAGCAAACGAGUUUAGUCUUACAAUAAUCAAUGUAACAAAAGUGGAUCUGAACAUACUUUACAAAUGUCGUUAUGGAUUUGAUGCAGCAAGUAUAUAUAUUGAAGAAGAUGAACCCAUAUCAUAUUUAUCACUAAGAUUAGUAACAGAUUUAAUAAUAUUUGGAGGAAAUAUCAUGUUGACCUGCGCAGUAAACGGGAUCAACACUGUAGAUAGAAACGUAACGAGGCAAUGGUCAAUGGGAAAUGAUGACCAUCUAUUAAGCUACAAUGGCCGUAUAAAUGACCACAAUAAGUAUAAAGAAACUGUUCCUCAUGGAAAUGAAUUCAGUCUUAAGAUAUUCAAUGUAACAGAAUCAGAUGUAAAUAUAACUUACCGAUGUCGAUAUGGUUUUGAUUCAGCCACAUACUUCAUCGAAAUAAAUAAAUAUAACUAUGUUAAUCCACCGACAUCCAAGUCUACAACAAUAAGGCAAUUCUUGGAAAAAGAAACGGAUAGAAUUCAUAUAUCGGUUUAUCUGAAAAAAGUGUUUCCACUCCCGAAUUGUUCUUCAAAUAUAGAUGUUAGUAUGUAA